CCCUCGGCGCCGCCCAGAGCCCGCGUGGACGCCAGCCUCAUUUAUUAUUCCCCCGCCCGGAGCUGCGGCUUCCCGGUGUUAAAGAUACCCCGGACUAGAAGCGAGAGCUACCCCUUCUCAGCCGUGACACCCCCCUUUUCCCCAGCGGGACCGGAGGCUGUGCAGAAGGUGUCCUGCAGACCAUGAACUGAGCACUGGUCCCAGACCGUUCAUGAGCACAGUGUGAGGUGUGCCGAGACCUGCCACCCAGCGAUCCCCUCCCCUCCCUAGCACUGAGGAUCCUCAGAGAAGAUGGGGAGGAAAAAGAUUCAGAUCCAGCGAAUCACCGAUGAGCGGAACCGACAGGUGACAUUCACCAAGCGGAAGUUCGGGCUCAUGAAGAAGGCGUAUGAGCUAAGCGUGUUAUGCGACUGCGAGAUCGCGCUCAUCAUCUUCAACCACUCCAACAAGCUGUUCCAGUACGCCAGCACCGACAUGGACAAGGUGCUGCUCAAGUACACAGAGUACAACGAGCCGCACGAGAGCCGCACCAAUGCUGACAUCAUCGAGACCCUGAGGAAGAAGGGCUUCAACGGCUGCGACAGCCCUGAGCCGGACGGGGAGGACUCGCUGGAACAGAGCCCCCUGCUGGAGGACAAGUACCGGCGCGCCAGCGAGGAGCUCGACGGGCUCUUCCGGCGCUAUGGGUCAGCUGUCCCGGCCCCCAACUUUGCCAUGCCUGUGACAGUGCCCGUGUCCAAUCAGAGCUCACUGCAGUUCAGCAAUCCCAGCAGUUCCCUGGUCACCCCUUCCCUGGUGACAUCAUCCCUCACGGACCCACGGCUCCUGUCCCCCCAGCAGCCAGCACUACAGAGGAACAGUGUGUCUCCUGGUCUGCCCCAGCGCCCAGCCAGUGCAGGGGCCAUGCUGGGGGGCGACCUCAACAGUGCUAAUGGAGCCUGCCCCAGCCCUGUUGGGAAUGGCUAUGUCAGUGCUCGGGCUUCCCCUGGCCUCCUCCCCGUGGCCAAUGGCAACAGCUUAAACAAGGUCAUCCCUGCCAAGUCUCCACCCCCACCCACCCACAGCGCCCAGCUUGGAGCCCCCAGCCGCAAGCCCGACCUGAGGGUCAUCACUUCCCAGGGAGGGAAGGGGUUAAUGCACCACUUGACUGAGGACCAUUUAGAUCUGAACAAUGCCCAGCGCCUUGGGGCCUCCCAGUCUACCCACUCGCUCACCACCCCAGUGGUUUCCGUGGCAACACCGAGUUUACUCAGCCAGGGCCUCCCCUUCUCUUCCAUGCCCACCACCUACAACACAGAUUACCAGUUGACCAGUGCGGAGCUGUCCUCCUUACCAGCCUUCAGUUCACCUGGGGGGCUGUCACUAGGCAAUGUCACCGCCUGGCAGCAGCCACCACAGCCCCAGCAGCCGCCCCAGCCGCAGCCUCCGCAGCCUCAGCCCCAGCCGCAGCCCCAGCCGCAGCCGCAGCCACAGCAGCAGCAGCAGCCACAGCAGCAGCAGCCCCAUCUGGUCCCUGUGUCUCUCAGCAACCUGAUCCCUGGCAGCCCCCUGCCCCACGUGGGUGCUGCCCUCACGGUCACCACCCACCCCCACAUCAGCAUCAAGUCGGAACCUGUGUCCCCAAGCCGCGAACGCAGCCCUGCGCCUCCCCCUCCAGCUGUGUUCCCGCCUACCCGCCCUGAGCCUGGUGACAGUCUCAGCAGCCCAGCUGGGGGCUCCUAUGAGACGGGGGACCGGGAUGACGGACGGGGGGACUUCGGGCCUACCCUGGGCCUACUGCGCCCAGCCCCAGAGCCUGAGGCCGAGGGCUCAGCUGUGAAGAGGAUGCGGCUCGACACCUGGACAUUAAAGUGACGAUCCCCACUCCCCUCCUCUCAGCCUCCCUGAUGAAGAGUUGACAAUCUCACCGCCCACCCCCUGUCCUGGGCUCCUCCCGCUUGACCCCCACUUCCUUUCUUGUGCUCCGUGUCCUGUUGACGGUUACAUUUGUGUAUAAUUAUUAUUAUGUUAUUAUUAAUAUUAUUAUUUUUUUUAAUUUGGAUUCUCACUUUGGAGAGGGGGAUGCUCCCAUCCCCUUUCUGCACCCCCUGCCAUUUUCACUGGCCGCGGGAGCUCUUUUUGCGGGAAGGGGAACACUUUGCACGUUGUACACAUAUGCUGCAGGAGGGGGGGGGGCCAGGGGGCCUUUGGGAAAGGACAGGUGCCGAGCCCUGCAUGCGGACCCUCCCACCCCGUCCCCCAGAUAGUGGGAAAUAACCAAAAAAACUACCAAACAACAAAACCCUUACAAUAGACUGAAACCCCAAAGUUGGCUUGACGGUGGGUUUGUGUUUCAGGGGAAAGCGAGGAAGAGGCUCUGUGAAGGGUUUCUGCCUUUGGGCUGUUCCUGCGGCCACAGGCAUACGGGGCAGAAUGCCCAGGCCUGGCCCCACUGCCCCUGCACACACACAGCACUCGCUCACUGGUUCUGUGUGAGCUGCACCUCCGAGGUGCGGGGGAGCUGGCUGAGCUUUUGGGCUGGGAAGGCUGCCUAGGAAUCUGAGGCUGCGGGGAGGCUGUGAGGGAGCGCCCCGUUGAAGCACAUUUGGAGAGAAAGAGCCAUGAGGAGAGAGAAGGCUGAGGAGGGACAGGGCUGGGACAAGGCGUGAGUCAGCAUCCCUUCCCUUUCCCAGCGUUUUCUCUAAGACACAGUGCAAUAGCUCCCCAGCCCUCGGUGGACACCAGCCCAGUAAAGCUGGCCACAACGUGCAGGGAGAACUGGGGAGAGGAACUUGAGUGAGGUGACUCGGUGGGAGCGGGGUCUUGUCACUUCGGGAUGCCUGAGGACGGAACCCUUGCAUCCAGGGGCGAGUGUGAGUGAGGGGACUUGCUCUUCCUUGCACGUACAUAUUCCCAGAGGAGUGGACGUUGGGAUGGGUGAGAGGAUGGGAAAGGGGACUGGAGGUCUGCAGAGGCCUGCCUCCCUUCUUUCCUCCUUGGCCCUUCUCCCCGGCCCUCCUCCCAGCUCCUGCUCCUGCCCCCCCGGAUCGGCUCCAGACCCCACCUCCGUGCUCUUGGCGCCCUCAUUGUCUGGCUACCUCCUGCCCCACCACCCCCAGGCCGUAUCCCACCUUCCCUCUUGGCUACUGUAAUUGUAAAUAGCAACCUUUGGAAAAGUUAGCAGUGUAACAGUCCAGGAAACUGUUUUUUUUUGUUGUUGUUGUUGUAUUGAUAUGAAAUGAGAUUCUAUUUUUGUCAAAGUAUAUUGUAAUAAUAAUGACUCAAACGCCCGUACUGUACAGAUGAGGUUCUUCUGCUGUUGUUCUUGCUCCCCUCCUCCAGCCCCCAGUCUGCCUCUCUCUGCGCCUCCCCAGGUCCUGAGACCUCAGGCUGGAUGACAGGUCAAACUGGAGGGGGCAGGCCCCACGCCCGUGAUCCACACCACCCCUCACCCUAACGUGCGUGGGCAGGCAGACUCCUUCACAUAAGCCCAGCUCCUCUGCCCAAGGGGUGUAGCACUCCCUUGGGGUUUCAUCCUGGUGGGAAAGCAGAGUAGACAAGGCCCAGUUUGUGCCAGGUGACUAUCUUUGCCCACCUGUAGGACCCAGCCACUUGCAGUAUUCCAACACGAGGCAGGGAAGGAACCAGAAGCAGAGGGGGACAUGUGGCUGCACAUGUACCUGAGUGUAUUCCCAAGGGCAUCUAGUGUUUGUAUGUCCAAGUAUUCCUUUGUAUUUAUGUGUGUGUGUGGUUGUGUGGGUCUCCUAGCCUGUCUGGGCAUAUACAGGAAUCUUUGUGCGAAGUAAGCUCUGAGGGCAUCUGUGCGUGCGUGUGUGUGAGCACGUGCCUGGGUAUGUGUUUACAGAGGGACAGGUGGCUGUUGCAGCCACAUAGCCCUGGCUUCCAGCUCCGUGACCCUCCUCCCUGAGCCCCGCUCCCUCUGGCCUGCUCCUUCACCUGUUCUCACCCUCGGCUCUGAUAUUUUUGUCCUCCCGUCAGAAAGGAUCUAGCAGUUGGCCCUCCUGGCCGCCCUGCCUCUCCCAGGCUCCACGCACAGUUGUCUGCCCAGUACCCACACCUUUAUAGCCCCUUCCCUGGAGUACACUCUUUCCUUGCCCCAGUCCUUUCAGGGUGACCCUCAAGCUCCUCUUCCUCCCUGAAGCUUUUUCCUCACCUGAUGGUGAACCAUCGUCCUCACACCUUAACCCCACCUGCUGGCUGGGCACACAGCAUGGCCAGUCUUCCUGCAGGUUCCUAGAGGGAGUUUCAAGAAUAGAUGAGACUUGAUCAGGGCCAUGAAAGAGGAGGAUGUGGUCUCGUGUGGGUGUGCAUUCCCAGAGCCUUGCCCAGUGCCUGGCACUCAGUAAAUGCUGAACGAGUGAACGGUGAAUGAAUGAUCGGUGCUCAAUCAACAUUGAACGACUGGCCAUCCCUUCUCAGGCUGUUCCCGCCAUGAGUCUGUCCACCUUUCUAAGCUGAGGUUGGCCACCAUUAAACAUGGGGUGGGGGUGAGGGCCCCUGCAGUUCACGGUGCAAUAUUUACCAGUUUUGCCCUCUGCUUUGUAAUGGCAAACCUGGCUUUUGAUUACCAUGUGUGGAUGUGUGUGUGUCCUUUCUUCUCUAUCCCUGGGGGCAGGGGGUGAUUUGUGAAUAAAUGUGUGACAUUUCUGCAAUUCAGUAUCCCAAGAGUUCUCUUGGGGGUAGGGGCUCCUGGCCGGCCAGAAGAAGGGUCCCUGGGAACCCAAACCUCAAGUGCAGACUUCAUUUUUCCCUCCUCUCACAAGCCAAAUUUGCCUCCACCCACUCCUUCCUCUGAAUAACUGGGCAUUUGCCAAAGUAAUCACUGGAGUCAUCCAAUGCUCCUCCCCUCCCCAGGUUUCCCACAGCUUUCAGGGACAGUGGGCAAGAGGGCCCCCCACCCACCCCAGUGGAACACCAUUUCCUCUUUCCCCGUAGUGCACUCAAUACAGCGAGACUGACCCCUGACCCUCACCCAGCCCUCCCCACCUUGGACAGGAAGGAAGUAAUGCACCUUCUCUUGCUGAUUAUUUAUUUGUUUGGAGAGACAGAAAUGAUGUAAAAGUGUAUCUAGAAAUAUCUAUAUCUAUAUAUUUUUAACUGACUCUUUGGAAUCCCCUGGGGUGGGGCGGGGCAUGGAUUUGGGCUUUCAUGGAGGGGAGGAGACACGGAGCCUGGGAACUCCUCUGUUCUUCCCUCUGCCACCUCUCUCCACCCUCUAACCAGUUGGUAGAAGGAACGGGAUUUGUAUUGGGGGAGGGGCGCUGGAAUGUUAUAUGGAGAAUCUGGAUUCUCUCUGUCUUCCCCAUUCAAGUCCCAGAGGGAGGAAGGGGACAGGGCACGGAGGUGCCUCACCCCCAAACCCGACAAUCACCCACACUCCUGGGGCUCCUCCUGGGUCCUGGGCAGGGCGAGUCCAAGUGUGUGGCUGUUGAUUUGUUUUCAAUAUUUCUUUUCGUGCUGUAUGGUGAUGCUUUCUUAGUAUUCUACACAAUAAGAAAGACAAAGUCCUCGAGAUUCUUAUGAGUUUUGUUUGAAAACUCUUUCACUAUAUUUGUUGUAAAGAGGUUUACUAUUAAAAGAAAAAGAAUACACGUUUCUGA
Messenger RNA from Myotis brandtii (Brandt's bat), 5600 nucleotides. It is a transcript of the gene MEF2D, whose product is annotated as myocyte enhancer factor 2D. The record is from RefSeq and is a predicted model, not a curated record. Lineage: Eukaryota; Metazoa; Chordata; Mammalia; Chiroptera; Vespertilionidae. Gene Ontology annotation, molecular function: protein dimerization activity; RNA polymerase II cis-regulatory region sequence-specific DNA binding; DNA-binding transcription factor activity, RNA polymerase II-specific. The coding region runs from base 292 to 1854 and encodes 520 amino acids. The transcript is spliced from 12 exons. Gene Ontology annotation, biological process: positive regulation of transcription by RNA polymerase II; cell differentiation.